AUGGCUCAUUGUUGUCCCAAGGCUGUAUCUUUUUUUGGUGUGGUACAACGAAUAUACUCAUUAUUUUUAGCUUCUACAAAAAGAUGGAAAGUAUUUAGAGAUCAUGUACAUGGUCUCACUGUUAAGCCAUUAUCAGAAACGCGUUGGGAAAGUUGUGUUGACAUUGUUAAAGCAAUAAGAUUCCAAUAUCCACAAAUAAAAGAAGCUUUAAAUUACUUGGCAGAAAGUAAUGAAGAUGCCAAAACAAAAAGUAAUGCUGAGACUUUAGCAACAUAUAAUGUUCAUAAUUUUGAGUUCUUGGUGAGUAUGGUUCUUUGGUAUGAUUUGUUGUUUGCUGUUAAUACUGCUAGCAAGAUCCUACAAAAUGAAGAUAUGCAAAUUGAUGUUGUUAUCAAAGAGUUAAAGAUUCUACUUUCAUUUCUUCAAAAGUAUAUAGAAACUGGUUUUGAGAAUGCUUUGACUAAAGCUAAUGAGAUUGCAAGUGUGAUGGAAGUUGAACAUGUGUUUAUUGAAAAACAAAAAGUUUACAGGAAAAAACAAUUUGAUGAAAGUGUCAAUGAGGGGGUGACACAAACAGCAACAGAGUCUUUUAAAAUUGACUAUUUUCUUUGCAUAAUUGAUCAAGUUAUUUCAUCAUUUAAAACCAGGUUCGAACAAUUUCAGAGUUUUGAGGAGAAUUUUGGACUAUUGUUUGAUUUUGAGAAAUUAAAGUCUGCAGAUGAUGACACUUUGAAGAAUUUUUGUAUCAAUCUUACAAACUUAAUGAAGCAUGGUGAGAUUUCAGACCUUGACAAUGAUGACCUAUACCAAGAGUUAUAUAUGUUGCGUCAAAGUCUACCAAAAGAAACCAAAAGAUCUAUCGAUGUGUUGAGCUAUAUAAAAGAAGUGGAUAGUAGUUAUCCAAAUGCUUGGAUUGCUUUUAGGAUUUUUCUAUCUAUUCUGGUCACCGUUGCCCAUGCAGAACAGAGUUUUUCCGAAUUGACCUUGAUCAAAUCUUAUUUCCGUUCAACCAUGUCUCAAAAGAGAUUAAGCGGUUUAGCUAUGUUAUCCAUUGAACAUGAUUUAGUUGCAAAACUUGAUUAUGUAAAUUUAAUUAAUACUUUUGCAUCUAAAAAUGCAAGACGUAUAAUAUUUAAGUAA
Cannabis sativa is the source of this 1140-nucleotide messenger RNA. RefSeq lists its product as uncharacterized. The record is from RefSeq and is a predicted model, not a curated record. The transcript is spliced from 2 exons. Bases 1 to 1140 code for a protein of 379 amino acids. NCBI's taxonomy places the organism in Eukaryota, Viridiplantae, Streptophyta, Magnoliopsida, Rosales, Cannabaceae. Gene Ontology annotation, molecular function: protein dimerization activity.